Messenger RNA from Psylliodes chrysocephalus, 726 nucleotides. NCBI's taxonomy places the organism in Eukaryota, Metazoa, Arthropoda, Insecta, Coleoptera, Chrysomelidae. The record is from the annotation of a GenBank genome assembly.
AUGGAAUAUCUGCGAAACAACUUCAGAAUAUCCAGCAGCAGUUCUUUUGGACAUGUUAAUCAUGAUGGGCGAGGUCAACAUUCCAAUCGAAAUAAUCGUCUCCCAGAUAAAAUAUUCCCUGCCGUGUUUGACGAUAUUGCUUCGUUUAAAGGCCAAAAAGCAUAUUGCAGUCUCCUUGACUCCCAAUGUGAAUAUUUACCGGAACAUCUUAACGUGAAAAAGAUGUUCAACAUGUUUUUGCAACAAAAUCCUGAGAAAAAGGUUUCCUACGAGACUUACAGAACUAUAUUUGUAACUAAAUUCAAUAUAAGUUUUGGCUAUUCAGGAACGGAUACCUGCAGUGCCUGUGAUGAUCACAAGGCCAAGAAAAUGAACAUCGAAAAUGAUCAUUUACAAAAAGCGCUUCUAUCUCGUUUAGAAACAGAACAUAAACUGCAACUUUUAAAAGCUAAAACGUUUUCCAAAAAAAAGAGAGCAGCCCGUUUAAAUUCUCAAAAGAGUACAGAAAAAGAGGCAAUAGCAAUGGAUUUUCAAAACAAUUUGCCAGUGCCUAAUAUCAGCACUAAAGAUGUAUAUUAUAAACGCCAACUUUCUUUUUAUUCCUUUAAUAUCCAAUUGCUGUCUAACUCUACUUUACAAUUUUAUACAUACACGGAAACUGCUGGAAAAACGGGCUUUACAAUUUUAUACAUACACGGAAACUGCUGGAAAAACGGGCUCAGAUGA